Molecule: messenger RNA, 2237 nt
Organism: Spirodela intermedia
Lineage: Eukaryota; Viridiplantae; Streptophyta; Magnoliopsida; Alismatales; Araceae
Source: the annotation of a GenBank genome assembly
AUGGAGUCGAUGAAGAAGCUAUUGAAGCCGAAGCCGACGGCGCAGGAGCAGCUGAGGGAGUGGCAGCGGCGACUCCGCCAGGAAUGCCGCAAUAUCGAGCGCCAGAUACGAGGUGCCUGCUGCUGUGAUUCCUAUGUCCAUUCCCCUUUUUUCGUGCAAACUUGCUUCAGUUAUGGAUUCGUGGGGUUUCCAUUUUCUGGACUCUACAGAUGUGCAAAGGGAAGAGAAGAACGUCCAGAAGGCGAUCAAGGAAGCUGCGAAAAGAAAUGACAUGGGAUCCGCGAAGGUAUCCACCCUAUACAGUGCGUGCUCUUUUGUCGUUUUUCCUGAUCACGGCGACGUGUUUGUGAGAUGCAUCACCCUCUCAUACGAAUUGCUGCUUUUCCCCCCUUUUCACCCCUUUCCAGUCACUUGCUAAGGAAAUCGUGAGAUCGAGACGGACCGUGAACCGUCUUCACGAAAACAGGGCACAACUCAAUUCAAUUUCCAUGCAUCUUGGCGAAAGUGUUGGUAUGACACUUUGACCUAGAAAUUUCUUUCCAACCGGAUUACCAUCUGGAAAUUUUUGCUUCGAAUCAGUAAUUCCUUGUCGUUUUUGUGCUUUCAUAAUUGUCUUGAUUUGGAUAAAAGACUACUUUAUUUAGGUUCCCUAAUUUGAGUAGCUCAAUCAUUAAACAAGGGUUGUCUUCAUGGAUUAAUGAAAAACAUAAAUGAAUGCUAUCUUACGCUUUAUUCUUCUCCACCUGUGUGUUUCAACAUCUGUUGAAGAUAUGAAUGGAUGGCUGUUACAUGAACAAGAAAGUGAUUAAAUUACAGUGGUUUGCAUUUAUUUUAUCUAAAAAUGUAUCUAAUAAUUAUUUGAUGUUGGAAUCGUGCGCUUCAUCUGAUUCAUAUCUUGGAGUUGAUUUAUUCUCUGAAAUUUCUAACGAACAUGUGCCCUCGGUCCUUUACAAAUCUUAAUUCUAUGACAAUCUUCUGACGAAUAUCCAUCCUCUUCCUCCGUUCUAUCGACAGUAGCCAUCCCAGAUUCUCAAUGGACCCAGGAAAGAAGAAAACCAUCUAAACGGGUCAACUCUGACAUGAACGAAUCCAGUAUACGUCGUGCAUAUCCCGCUGGGGUUUUUCAUAUCAUGGCUUUCCUACUCUUGUCUCCGUGGACUUCUCUCUGCCCUGGUUCAACGAGAAACAGCGGUUCCUCAGAGCAUUCAUAUGCAGGAAUGACCUGGUUCUUUCUGCAACAUGUGAAGGGAAAUUAACCCUCCCUUUUGGGGAAAGAAUAUUCAUCCGAAAGUGAGAGAUUAACACCAUAUUUCUCUCGGUGGAGAAGCCCUAUUAUGGCCCAUUCCUUGCCCUUUUUGGCGGAAAUUAUAUGGUUUCAUCCAUUUAUGAAUUGGGUAUCCAUACCAAAGUUGGGAUUAUUUUCUUCAGUUGGCAGGCUGAACGGCCGACCCCCGUGUCUUCUUGCUUGCUAUCUGAGCUGAUUGGAGAUUAACAGCAAGUGAUGUGCUUCUGAAUAGUUUGGUUCUAUGUAGAGAGGAUUAUAUUAACAAGGUUUUGGGUGGUUUUCCAACGUCUAACAUAUAUAAUUUUUUAAAUUCCUACUCGUUGAUGAAUCUCGUGUUGACUCUAAGCCACAACUGUUGACCCAAUUGCCAGCUACGGCCCGGACGGUGGGGCAUCUGUCCAAGAGCGCCGAGGUCAUGAAGCUCGUGAAUGGCCUGAUGAGGGCCCCCGAGGUGGCCAUGACCAUCCAAGAGCUCGGCAAAGAGAUGACGAAGGUAUUUGCUCUCUGCUUGAGAACUCUGCUGAUUUACCUUGUCAGGCAUCUCCAGGUUCUGAGGAUCUUCUGGCAUUUUCUAGGCGGGGGUGAUUGAGGAGAUGGUCAAUGAUGCCGUUGACAUGGCCCUCGACUCGGAGGACAUGGAGGAGGAGAUCGAGGAGGAGGUGGAUAAGGUCCUUGCUGCCAUUGCCGGCGAGACAGUUGCCCAGUUGCCGGAUGCAGUGAGGAAGGAGAGACUGAAGCAGCCUGCACAGCAGGCCGAAGCUGCAGUGGUACUCCUACAACCUUUGACAUUAACUCUAAACUUUGUCCCUUACCAAGACGUUGGUCUCUCUUACUCUCUCUCUCUCUCUCUCUCGCUCUCUCUCUACUUCAGCCGGAGGCUUUGGCGGAGGGUGUAGAUGACGAUGAAGAGCUAGAUGCCAUAAGGGCGCGGUUGGCAAGAGUGAGGUCAUAG